Messenger RNA from Pistacia vera, 539 nucleotides. RefSeq names its product dCTP pyrophosphatase 1-like. Gene Ontology annotation, biological process: nucleoside triphosphate catabolic process. The transcript is spliced from 2 exons. Bases 101 to 478 code for a protein of 125 amino acids. Gene Ontology annotation, molecular function: nucleoside triphosphate diphosphatase activity. NCBI's taxonomy places the organism in Eukaryota, Viridiplantae, Streptophyta, Magnoliopsida, Sapindales, Anacardiaceae. The record is from RefSeq and is a predicted model, not a curated record.
AAGAAACAUUAAACCAAUUUUUUCCCUUUAAAUCCACAACCCCACUCUCACUUCUCUUCACACAAACAAUUAAACUCACUCCUCCUCAUCAUCGUCCAUCAUGGGAGAAGGUGAAGUGGUGAACCUAGAAGAAGAGCAGGGAGUUAUGGAUAUUAGUCUCAAAGACCUCUCGAGAAAGCUUGAAGAAUUUGCCAAAGCGAGAGAUUGGGAGAAAUUCCAUAGUCCCAGAAACCUUCUCCUUGCCAUGGUAGGUGAAGUGGGAGAGCUAUCAGAAAUAUUCCAGUGGAAAGGAGAGGUGGACAAAGGGUUGCCAAAUUGGGAAGACGCAGACAAGGAGCAUCUUGGAGAAGAGCUAUCAGAUGUUCUUCUAUAUCUUAUCAGGUUGGCUGAUAUUUGCGGCAUUGAUCUAGGCGACGCCGCAGCCAAAAAGAUUGUCAAAAAUGCAAUCAAAUACCCACCUAAAGCUCUUUUGAAAUAACUUCAUUAUGCAAUAACCUGCCAUUUUUGCCUGCCAAUUGAGCUUGGAAAAAAAAAAAAAA